Molecule: messenger RNA, 2507 nt
Organism: Trichechus manatus latirostris (Florida manatee)
Lineage: Eukaryota; Metazoa; Chordata; Mammalia; Sirenia; Trichechidae
Gene: PPP2R1A
Product: protein phosphatase 2 scaffold subunit Aalpha
Exons: 15
Coding region: 301-2070 (589 amino acids)
Biological process (GO): protein dephosphorylation; chromosome segregation
Cellular component (GO): cytoplasm; protein phosphatase type 2A complex
Molecular function (GO): protein phosphatase regulator activity; protein binding
Source: RefSeq, a predicted model, not a curated record
AAUCCUGGUCGCUAGGAUACCACCUACUUCCGUUUCCUUCCCGCUCUUCAAGGCGUCUGCAAGUCUAAUCUCGUCCAUUCUACCAAUGGCAAAUGGACAGUGGGCGGGACUUCAUUUGUCCAGACCAACGAAACGUAGACUUGGCCCGACGUAGCACGGCUAAUGACCGUAGGGCAGCCCCUGUAAAGUGGCUCGGGCGUCCCCACGCCCAUCUUUCCUCUUCCUCUCAGCCCCGCCCCUUUCCAUCCCGGUUUCAGCACGGCGCUGGCCGCAGUCUGACAGGAACGGGAUAGAGCCAAGAUGGCGGCGGCCGACGGCGACGACUCGCUUUACCCCAUCGCGGUGCUCAUAGACGAGCUCCGUAACGAGGAUGUUCAGCUUCGCCUCAACAGCAUCAAGAAGCUGUCCACCAUCGCCCUGGCCCUCGGUGUCGAAAGGACCCGCAGUGAGCUUCUGCCUUUCCUUACAGACACUAUCUACGAUGAGGAUGAGGUCCUCUUGGCCCUGGCAGAACAGCUGGGAACCUUCACCACUCUGGUGGGAGGCCCAGAGUACGUGCACUGCCUGCUGCCACCCCUGGAGUCGCUGGCCACCGUGGAGGAGACAGUGGUGCGGGACAAGGCAGUGGAGUCCUUGCGGGCCAUCUCACACGAGCAUUCACCAUCGGACCUGGAGGCCCACUUUGUGCCACUGGUGAAGCGGCUGGCGGGUGGCGACUGGUUCACCUCCCGCACCUCGGCCUGUGGCCUCUUCUCCGUCUGCUACCCCCGAGUGUCCAGUGCUGUCAAGGCAGAACUUCGACAGUACUUCCGGAACCUGUGCUCAGACGACACCCCCAUGGUGCGGCGGGCCGCAGCCUCCAAGCUGGGGGAGUUCGCCAAGGUGCUGGAGCUGGACAAUGUCAAGAGCGAGAUCAUCCCGAUGUUCUCCAACCUGGCCUCUGAUGAGCAGGACUCGGUGCGGCUGCUGGCAGUGGAGGCAUGUGUGAACAUUGCCCAGCUCCUGCCCCAGGAGGACUUGGAGGCCCUGGUGAUGCCCACCCUGCGCCAGGCUGCUGAGGACAAGUCCUGGCGCGUCCGAUACAUGGUGGCUGACAAGUUCACAGAGCUCCAGAAAGCAGUGGGGCCUGAGAUCACCAAGACGGACCUGGUCCCCGCCUUCCAGAACCUAAUGAAGGACUGUGAGGCCGAGGUGAGGGCCGCCGCCUCCCACAAGGUCAAAGAGUUCUGCGAAAAUCUCUCUGCCGACUGCCAGGAGAACGUGAUUAUGACCCAGAUCCUGCCCUGUAUCAAGGAGCUGGUGUCAGACGCCAACCAACAUGUCAAGUCGGCCCUGGCCUCGGUUAUCAUGGGCCUCUCUCCCAUCCUGGGCAAAGACAACACAAUUGAGCACCUCCUGCCCCUCUUCCUGGCGCAGCUGAAGGAUGAGUGCCCCGAAGUGCGGCUGAACAUCAUCUCCAACCUGGACUGUGUGAACGAGGUGAUUGGCAUCCGGCAACUGUCCCAGUCCUUGCUCCCCGCCAUCGUGGAGCUGGCCGAGGACGCCAAGUGGCGGGUGCGGCUGGCCAUCAUUGAGUACAUGCCCCUGCUGGCUGGACAGCUGGGGGUGGAGUUCUUUGAUGAGAAGCUCAACUCCUUGUGCAUGGCCUGGCUGGUGGAUCAUGUCUAUGCCAUCCGUGAGGCGGCCACCAGCAACCUGAAGAAGCUGGUGGAGAAGUUUGGGAAGGAAUGGGCCCAUGCCACCAUCAUCCCCAAGGUCCUGGCCAUGUCUGGGGACCCCAACUACCUGCACCGUAUGACUACGCUCUUCUGCAUCAACGUGCUGUCUGAGGUUUGUGGGCAGGACAUCACCACCAAGCACAUGCUGCCCACCGUCCUGCGAAUGGCUGGGGACCCUGUCGCCAAUGUCCGCUUCAACGUGGCUAAGUCCCUCCAGAAGAUAGGGCCCAUCCUGGACAACAGCACACUGCAGAGUGAGGUCAAGCCCAUCUUGGAGAAGCUGACCCAGGACCAGGAUGUAGACGUCAAGUACUUUGCCCAGGAGGCUCUGACUGUUCUGUCUCUGGCCUGAAGCUGGAUGAGGAGCCAACACCGGCCUCUGGUGUCCACCUCCCCCCAUGCCCCUCCCUCGGGGAGGCAGUUGGGGGCCUUUGGCUGUCACUCCCCGUGCAUGGUCUGACCCCAGGCCCCUUCCCCUAGCACGGCUCGCCCUCUCCCCAGCCCGGGACUUCUCACUGUCCACCUCCCAGGGUGCUGGGUGAGCAGGAGGUGGGACAGGGCCAUAACCCUGGAGGCAAGGGCCCAGUCCAGCCGGGAAGAGACAUGAGCAUCCCAGGUCACUGGCUCCUGCUGCUGUAUCGAGGACCCCCUUCCUCAUCAACUUCACCACCCUCUCUCCCUUCCUCCCCCUCGGUGGUUUUUUUUGUGUGUGUCAACUGUGUCGUUUUAUUUUAUUCCUUUUUUUUCCCCUCCUUUUCACAGAGAAAUAAAGGUCUAGAAAUAGCUGGU